CGCGGGCUGAGCCGAGCGCAGUGGCCGCCGACCACCGAGCGCCCCGCGCGGCUCCCUGCAUGUGCGGCCCGCGGCGGCUCGCAGCCCCCGGCAGCAGCCUCGGCAGCUUCGGCCGCGCCUCGAGAGGCGGCUGCAGCGGCUCCAGCGGCGGCCGAGCGGCCGAGCCCGGGCUGGGAGACACGAUGCGCCGCGUCCUCCGGCUGCUCCUCGGCUGCUUCCUCACCGAGCUGUGCGCCCGCGUGUGCCGGGCGCAGGAGCGAGCGGGGCACGGGCAGCUGGCGCAGCUGGGCGGCGUGGUGGUGCUGGCGGGGGGCAACCGCUCCGGGGCCGCCUCCGGAGAGGUUGGCGAGGGCGUGGGGGUCUCGGACGCACCCCCGACCCGGGCGCCCACGCCGGACUUCUGCCGGGGCUACUUCGAUGUCAUGGGCCAGUGGGACCCGCCGUUCAACUGCAGCUCGGGCGACUUCAUCUUCUGCUGCGGGACUUGUGGCUUCCGGUUCUGCUGCACGUUUAAGAAGCGACGACUGAACCAAAGCACCUGCACCAACUACGACACUCCGCUCUGGCUCAACACCGGCAAGCCCCCCGCGCGCAAGGACGACCCCCUACACGACCCCACCAAGGACAAGACCAACCUGAUCGUUUACAUCAUCUGCGGGGUGGUGGCCGUCAUGGUGCUUGUGGGCAUCUUCACCAAGCUGGGGCUGGAGAAGGCGCACCGGCCCCAAAGGGAGCACAUGUCCAGGGCCCUUGCAGAUGUCAUGAGGCCACAGGGCCACUGCAACACCGACCACAUGGAGAGAGACCUCAACAUCGUGGUCCACGUACAGCAUUAUGAGAACAUGGACACCAGAACCCCCAUAAAUAAUCUUCACACCGCCCAGGCGAACAACGCAGUGCCCACCUCCCCUUCGCUCCAGCAGUUGGGCCAUCCACAUUCCUACCCGAGCCUGGGCCAGAUCUCCAACCCCUACGAACAGCAGCCGCCCGGCAAAGAGCUCAACAAGUACGCCUCCUUGAAGGCGGUCGGUAAGGGCUGUUCUGUUUCUCCUCUCUCCCCAGAACUUCUCUGUUCCUUCUAAGCUUCCUUGCCUCCUUUUCUACUCCUUUUUCUAUCUUUCUGGUCUCUCUCAUCUGUCUGUCUGUCUAUCUAUCUAUCCACCCAUCAUCUAUCUGUCUACCUCUCAAAAUUUCUCUCUCUGUCUCUCAUAUAAUCUGGGCCUCUC
Messenger RNA from Camelus dromedarius (Arabian camel), 1226 nucleotides. RefSeq names its product shisa family member 9 (gene SHISA9). Gene Ontology annotation, biological process: regulation of AMPA receptor activity; regulation of short-term neuronal synaptic plasticity. Lineage: Eukaryota; Metazoa; Chordata; Mammalia; Artiodactyla; Camelidae. Gene Ontology annotation, cellular component: AMPA glutamate receptor complex; dendritic spine membrane; postsynaptic membrane. Bases 60 to 1082 code for a protein of 340 amino acids. The record is from RefSeq and is a predicted model, not a curated record. The transcript has 3 exons.